CCUGGUGUGUCGCUCUCCUCCAAGUCUCCAUGAUCCAUCCUUCCAGCUGCUUGUCCAAGGGCCCUGGUCAGUUCUUGAUCGUCUUGCUCCAUCCAGUCUCACUUUAUACCACUCUAUCCCGUGCCUUACUGCGUAUCCGCUCUCCACGGAUACCUGUGCAAAAGUGAGGUAAAGUAAGGUGGCCAGCAGUUUUAUUCCUCGACAAACUUGUCACUGGAUUGUCACCACACCCCCGUCGUUGCACUCUGCGUAUGGCCCUUUACCCCCUUGGUCCCUGUUUUCUUGACCUGUCCUCGACUUGUCAACGUUGGGGUCCCCGUCCCCGUGCCUGUCCCAAUCCCAAUCCCAAUCCCCGUCUAUUCCUCGUCCGAGUCUUGAGUCUUGAGAGUGAGAGUCUGAGCCUGAGCCUGAGCCUGGAGGUGUCUCGACGCUUGCUUUAAACACCACCCCCUCCCCUCCAUCCUUUUCAACUUCUGUUUUGUAACCCUCGUCUCGUCCAGCGCUCGCUUCUCUUCCCAACCUUCUUCACCCCGUCCAUUCUUCUUCUACUUCUCCUUCCCCGAUACCCCCCUCUCCUCCUUUUACCGGUUUCCCAAAACCCCCCCGCGCCUGGCCUUUUCUCCUCCCGACGUCGCAGACCAAGUCUCUCGCUUUUUUCUCAAACAAAACAAACCACAACCUUCUUCUUUCGUUGAUUUGACCUGACGACCCGACGGACCUUACGCUAUUACUUUUACUACCUGCUUCCACCUCGUAGUCUACUCCGUCUCGCGCCAACUAAUUAAUACGACCAUAUACCCUCUUCCGUAAACCAAAACUCAGCAUUGGGCAUCUAUCUACCUAUCCAUCCAGUUGACUCGAGAAAAGAGAAAGACAAAAAAUACUUUCUCACCAACCGACCAACCCCCCGCGGGCCCUGAUUCGAACUGAGACUGAUCUGCUCCCUUUUCUGGACACCACCUGACACACGAACCGACCUGGUCGACCCCAUUGUCUUUUGUCAAUCAGUCAUUCCGUGCCGACAACCUUUCCCAGGCACCACUAAUUUUGGGCACACAAUCGGCCACUGCGCAUUCCACAGCUCCGUCUCAAUUCAAAGAGCGGCCAGCCAGCAAAAAAAAAAAAAAAAGCAGCAAAAGCAGCAGCAGCAGUAGCAAGCAGCUCUGUCUCUUUUGUCUCUUUUCUUAUUUCUACAACAUUUUGGAGUGUUCCGCCCCGCCGCCAUCUCUCACCUAGGCCAGCCACGCCCCGACUUUUCACGGCCCAGCAGCAAUCAGCUACCGGUACCUUGACCUUUGGAGGCCUUACCUUUAGAGGCACCACACCAUCACCUCCACCGCCGCCCAGUGCACCCACAACCCGCCAGGCUAAUUCCUCCCCCAGCCCGCUCUCGGCCAUUCUCGUAAAGCUCAAAGCGCAAGCUCGAAGCGUCAAUUGCUGCGACUCCGCGCUUCGCAAGAAAGGGCAAGAAAAACAAGGACAAAGAGUCGUCCACUGACUACUCACCAAAGUCACUCCCACCAAGUCUGCCUGCCUUAGCCGAUAAACCAAGAAAAACCGACUUAAAGUCGAGUCCUCUCGUUUCGGCCUUGGCAACCCCAAUCCUCUGGCACAGAAAGAGUUGCAGUCGCGCACCUCCUCCUCGUCAAAAGUCAGACGUCGACAACUCCAUCCAUCUCGACCCAUUUAAAACUGGAGCAUCGAGCAAGGGAGAAUCGCGCAUCUCAAUCACCCAGCGUUUGACGACAUCGUCAAUUCGCCCUUUUACUAAUUUGCCAACGACUCGUUGCAUCUCGAUCAAUUUUGCACGGGGUUUUCGUUCUCCGAACUUGCAGAUCCGCAAUCGUCAAGCCAAGUGAGGCUCCUUUUGCAGACCAUACGGCAAACAGGCGUGUCGGGUGCAGCAGCAGCAACCCAACCCGACCGGUCUCCUUUUUUCUCGCUUCAUUCCUCCCAACCUACCAACAGCAACUAUGAGCACAGCGAUCGCAAUGGCUCCCUCUCCGGCCCCUCACGACAGACCGUCGUUCCCUUCCGACCUCGCUCCCGCGUCUUCCGCACAGCACGGCGCUUCUUCGCCUGCACAACAAAGAACUCUUGUACCGACUGGAACUCCCAAUGCGACGGCGCAUCGGUCAGGCAGCGGCAGCCCUAGGGGUGCCGCCCAAGCUCCCAAGUCAUCUCCUCCCAGCGCCGCGAGACACGCCAGCGGUGCACCAAAGAUCGUUGUGAAGAAGGAGCCCAACUCCCCCGACUUGCCGACGACCCGUCACAGGCCACGCAAACUCGACCUGUCCAACAAGGGCGCCCACCCGGGCUCCAACACUCCUGGCACUGCUAGGCCCAUGACUGCUAGGGACAACUUGGGCAUUCAGGAGGUCGGCCUUGCCUGCCUCUCGCCCGGGUUCGUUACCCAGGACCCCAUCAUGAAGGAGCAGCUCCAGCGCAGCAUGAGCGUGAGGGACCAGCAACGCAUGAUCAUCGAGCAGAGAAUGCAACAGCAAUCUGCAAAGGGCGAUGGCCCUGACACCUCUGGAAAGGACCCUGUUUCUCAGUUCGCAGCAAAGACUCCCGGCCUGUCUCGCAGGAACAAGGCCCAGCUUUCCAUCCUGCCGCCCUCCGCCGAGUCUUUUGCCAACGAGCGUGUCAUCCAGUCGGCCCCCUUGGGACACUCCUUCACUGGCCGCCAACAUCCUGCACCUCUGUCUCGUCACAUUACAAACCAGCCAAACACCCUCUCCAACACUUCUCACAUUCACCACGUCCCUGCCAACCAGACAAACAACCGUCUCCCGCCCAUCAGUGACGUUUUUGGACAGGUUUCUGGCCACCCCGACAAUGCUCCCACCUCUCUGUACCCCCAGACCAGCCGUCCCCCCAUGGCAUCACCUGGUCACCCUCCUCAGAUGCAGCAUGGCCCUCCUACUUCCGGCCGUGCCAGAGAGUACAAGUCAGCGGAAGAGGCACAGCAUGAGAUUGCCGGUGGCCGCCCCGAGCUGCUCCCUAAGAUCGUACACUACGGAAACGCCCACCAGCCUCCUACGCCUCCGUCCCCUGCCCCGGGAAGCAGAGCCGCUGACCCCAGCCGCAGCGCAAGCCGGCGCCGCACCCGUGCCGAGUACGAGGACGGCAGCCCACCGUUGGGCCAUGGCCCCGCUCCCCAGCGAAGAGGACCAUUCGGCGCCGGUCGGGACAGCCCCGAGAGCCAAAGGCAAAAGCGCGAGGAGUUCAUGCAGCUCUGCGCCAGAGCCUGGGACCUUUUCCACUCUUAGAGAGUCUUUCGUCAUCUUUGUUCUAUUCUUCUACUUCAACGAGUAGGCCAAUUGCGUCUCACUCGUAGGUUUCGAUUUCCUGCGGGAUCUGGCCCCGCCCUUUCGUCGAUUCAAUCUCGGCCAGCUUGCGUGAGUUUGAAGCAGUGUCACGUCCACUGUUGCUCUUCCUGCUACUCUCCUCCCGUCGGAACAGAGGAGGUAAAAAAAAAAGAUAUCGCGGCAGGAUAGGAUUUAAAUCAGGGAUUAAUGUCUGCAACUACGAAGAGCUUCCUCCUCGGCACGUCUCCAACAAUGAACGAAAGCAAUCAUUACGAACUUCAGCUUCCUCCGGAGGGACAAGCGAUGGAUUCUUUUCGCGCACGGCUAGGCGGUUACGAGGCGGUUGGCGCUACCGGCUCUAGUUUGCUUCUAUUCUUCAAGGGGCAGUCACGGUUUGAGGGAGAAUUUUACGUUCGAUUCUUGCACUGGAAGUUUAAGAUUUGCGCCAGGGGGCGUUUAUUUGCUUUGUCAUUUUUAUGUGGUUACUACCGGUGUUUACGGGAAAAUGACGGGUUGGCACGAGAUUCAUGAGCAGAGAAGAGGGUGCAGAUUCCUCUCUGUAUGUAUUAUCUUGGGGUCGUCUGCUACGGGGAAAGAAUGGUGGUCGAGGGAUAUAUCCUCGGCGCGUAUCUCUUUUGUGAUUUAUGCUUCCUGCUUCCCACCUCGGGAGCUGCCAACCUUUGCGCUACUUUUGUCGCCUUGGUAUUACGUAUAUCGGAGCAAGAGGUACUGAAGAUUCGACACGCAUAUACAAGGGGCC
Messenger RNA from Colletotrichum scovillei, 4071 nucleotides. RefSeq lists its product as uncharacterized. The transcript has 2 exons. Bases 1974 to 3272 code for a protein of 432 amino acids. NCBI's taxonomy places the organism in Eukaryota, Fungi, Ascomycota, Sordariomycetes, Glomerellales, Glomerellaceae. The record is from RefSeq and is a predicted model, not a curated record.